AUGAACCAUGCUAAUAUAGGAAUGAAAGUAUACGGAAAUAAUUUAUUAAAUAUAAGGCACAGAAAAUCAGAAAAGAAAUUUCACAUGAACGAAAUGGUGGGUUUGGAUAGUGAUGAAUCGCUUCGAUCGAAUGUAUCCGAUAUUAUUAUGGAAGUGGAAAUAAAAACUGACGGAGAAACGGAAAGCGAAGAAGAACAUAAACAACGACUUAUACCAUCUUCGAUUGAUCGUCGAUGUAUAAACGAUAAUGCUAAAAAAUCGGUUACCCGAGACAAUCAAUUUAGACAAUUUGAAGAUGAAAAUGUUUGGUUUAUGUCUAUACAAAUGUUCGUGCCUUUUUUGUUAGCUGGUUUCGGCAUGGUAGCUGCCAGUAUGUUGCUGGAUGUUGUACAACAUUGGCCCGUAUAUCAAACGGUAUCUGAAGUUUACAUAUUAGUACCAGCAUUGCUCGGCUUAAAAGGAAACUUAGAAAUGACAUUAGCUUCUCGAUUUUCCACCCAUGUAAAUCUUGGACACAUGGAUACAAAGAAACAACAAUGGGCUUUGAUCAUUGGAAAUCUUGCUUUGAUACAAUGUCAAGCAACUGUAGUAGGCUUACUGGCUUCUUUGGCUGCUAUAGUACUCGGUUGGAUUCCAGAAGCGCAAUUCGAUAUUUAUCAUGCAUUUCUAUUAUGUGCCAGUGCCUUAGUUACUGCAUCUAUAGCAAGUUUUUUAUUAAGUUUGGUGAUGGUCGCAGUUAUAUUAUUGUCCAAACAGAUAAACAUCGAUCCAGAUAAUAUAGCCACGCCAAUUGCAGCUUCUCUCGGUGAUUUAACCACUUUAAUGCUUCUUUCAGGAAUAGCAUCUCUUCUUUAUAGAGCAUCAGAAUAUGCACCAUGGAUAGCACCUGUGUUGAUAAUAUUUCACAUUAUCGUCACACCAAUUUGGUACUAUAUCGCAGCUAGAAAUCCAUUUACCAGAGAAAUAUUAGAUUAUGGCUGGGCGCCUGUAAUAUGUGCAAUGUUAAUUAGUAGCGUGGGUGGUUUAAUAUUAGAUUACACCGUAUCCAAUUACAAAGGUGUAGCUGUAUUUCAACUAGUAAUAAACGGUGUUGGCGGUAACUUGGCCGCCGUUCAAGCUAGUAGAAUAUCAACGUCUUUACAUAAAGAUGGACGACGAUCCAAUAAUCAAGAAAUACUUGUUGUCCGUUUCAAUCCAUUCCAUAUUUUUUGUGCAAAAGGCGGGCAUGCAAGGACUGCUAGAGUUUUAUUAACAAUGGUGAUACCAGGCCAUUUAAUAUUUGGCUACACCAUCAGUUAUCUUCAAGCUGGUCAUACUUCUUUUACACUUAUAUUUCUUAUUGUUUAUUUAAGCGCCGCUUUAGUACAGGUAAUAUUAUUAUUAUAUAUUACACAAUUAAUGGUCGUAUGGAUGUGGAGACGAGGAAUGGAUCCAGAUAGUUCUGCCAUACCAUAUCUAACUGCAGCGGGUGAUUUGAUAGGAACAGCUCUAUUAGGAAUUGCGUUUCACUUGCUUUACGCAAUUGGAGAUGGAGAUUCUGAUGUUGGAGACUGAUGGGACUUUAAAUCUAAACUUAGAACGAAUAUGUAUAGAAAAAAAAGAACAACGAGCAUAACGUUAUUCAUUGAUACUAUAUUGCGCAAUAUUUGAUUAAAAAAAAUAUCGAGAUGUUUCGUGCUAUUUCUAUUUCUUUGUAAAUUAUAUUUUUGAAACGAAUAGAUAUUAUUCACUUUUCUUUUCCUUUUUCUUUUUCUUUUUUUCUUUUCUUUUUUUUUCUUUCUGUUUUCUUCAACAUUAUAUCCUUACAAUGUUUUUCUCGUUUUUCUUCGAUAUUUUCCAUUGUACAGUCUUGCGUGCAUGCGUGCGUGCGUGCGUGCGCGCGCGCGCGCGUAUAUGUGUGUACAUAUCGGUUUGAAAAAUGCGAAUCUAAAAAAAAAUAGAUGACGAUGACGAGUAAAGUAAUUAUAAGAUUUUGAAACAAAUUUCAAAAUUGUUUCAAUAUCGUUCAAGUUAAGUUAUAAUUUGCAAUAUAUCGAUAAAAUUUACAUAUAUAAUUUUUAAAUGUCCAUGCAUGUACAAAAAAAUAUAUAAUAACGAAUAUAAUAUUCGUUUCAAUUGUUAAAUUUGAAACGAAUACAUGUCCUGCAUAUCGUAUAUAACGAAACAUGCUCAAAUAUUUUGUACCAAAUAAUGUACUUAUGCGAAUUAAAAUAAAUUCGACUUAUAGAUA
Molecule: messenger RNA, 2230 nt
Organism: Apis cerana (Asiatic honeybee)
Lineage: Eukaryota; Metazoa; Arthropoda; Insecta; Hymenoptera; Apidae
Product: solute carrier family 41 member 1
Biological process (GO): monoatomic cation transport
Cellular component (GO): plasma membrane
Molecular function (GO): monoatomic cation transmembrane transporter activity
Source: RefSeq, a predicted model, not a curated record